UCCAGUCGCGAUACUUUUAGCGGUCUGUUCGCGGGUCCCUCAGGUAACCACCCCGCCCAGGCGCUGCUUCUGCCCCGCGCUCCCUCCCUCUGCCUUUCAUUUCCCAGCUGCCAAGAUCUGAAAGCUUUGAAGCUCAGCAAAGAAGGGAAUCCAUUGAGAAUAGUGUGUAAAGCACGAGUGGUUGUCUGGCUGUAUUCCUCGAAGGGAGCCCGCAGUUCCUGUUGGGAGCUCCUCUUCUGCAGCUCCAGCUCUUUCCACCAUCUGGUAACUGUUACUUCCCUUUCUCCUGUACCCAGGACCACCUGCCUGCCUGGACCCUCUGCACAAGCUCUGUGCAUCCUGCCACCGGCACUCUCAGGAGGAAGCACUCGUCGGAGAGACUUCUAUUGUGAGGAAAUGUCAUUCAGAUUCGGCCAACAUCUUAUCAAGCCCUCUGUGGUGUUUCUCAAGACAGAGCUGUCCUUUGCCCUCGUGAACAGGAAGCCUGUGGUACCAGGACAUGUCCUCGUGUGUCCCCUUCGGCCAGUGGAGCGCUUCCGAGAUCUGAAUCCCGAUGAAGUGGCUGAUUUAUUUCAGACAACCCAGAGAGUUGGGUCGGUGGUGGAGAAGCAUUUCCAGGGGACUUCUCUUACCGUUGCCAUGCAGGAUGGCCCCGAAGCCGGACAGACUGUGAAGCAUGUCCAUGUCCAUGUUCUUCCCAGAAAGGCUGGAGACUUUCACAGGAAUGACAGCAUCUAUGAUGAGCUCCAGAAACAUGACAAAGAGGAGGACUCCCCGGCCUUGUGGAGAUCGGAGGAGGACAUGGCAACAGAAGCUGCAGCACUGCGGGCCUACUUCCAGUGACACAGGCACGAAAGUAACUCGAACAAAUCCCAAGGCAUAAGGAAAUGGGCCUCGUUCUCCAGGAGUCUGCGGCAUUGGAAAUGAAGCUAAGCAGAUUUUAUUACAUCCUACAAUUCUGCAACCUUUUCAAAGCAUUUUAUUACACUUGUGGAAGCCAACGGGGUUGUGUUACAAUCAUGAUGACUGACAGGCUAACUUCAAAACAACGGCACCUGCCGCACUUCCACACUUCCUCAUCGAUGUACUUAGAAUAGAGCCCUUUGUAAAUUGUCCCUUGGCCUGGAUGGAAAUAAA
Messenger RNA from Rhinolophus ferrumequinum (greater horseshoe bat), 1137 nucleotides. RefSeq names its product fragile histidine triad diadenosine triphosphatase (gene FHIT). The transcript is spliced from 10 exons. Bases 397 to 843 code for a protein of 148 amino acids. The record is from RefSeq and is a predicted model, not a curated record. Gene Ontology annotation, cellular component: plasma membrane; nucleus; cytoplasm. NCBI's taxonomy places the organism in Eukaryota, Metazoa, Chordata, Mammalia, Chiroptera, Rhinolophidae. Gene Ontology annotation, biological process: purine nucleotide metabolic process; intrinsic apoptotic signaling pathway by p53 class mediator; negative regulation of proteasomal ubiquitin-dependent protein catabolic process. Gene Ontology annotation, molecular function: bis(5'-adenosyl)-triphosphatase activity; ubiquitin protein ligase binding.